AUGGCGAAGACCAAGCCCGCGAAGAAGGAUCUCGAAUCCUACACCAUUGAAGGCACUAAUAAGAUCGUCAAAGGUAAUACCAGAAAGAAAAAAAAUCAAAUGCUGGUGGCAAUGUUGCCCCUGAAAGCUUUCUUCCCUUGUUUUCGUUCCUGUUUUAGUAUCACCUCGUAAAUCCAAUCCGUUGAUUAGAAUUUUGAGGCAAUCAUGCGUUUCUUAAUGCUCUCUCCUUUAAUGGUUUCUCGGUUUGUUGUCAUGGCCUGCUGCGGGGUGCUAUUAUGGUUGCAGUGGGGGAUUGUGUGCUUAUGCGACCGUCAGACACGGACAAGCCACCAUAUGUGGCGCGCGUGGAGAAGAUUGAGGCUGAUAGUCGCAACAAUACAAAGGUGAGGGUAAGGUGGUACUAUCGGCCAGAGGAGGCAAUUGGUGGCCGUCGCCCGUUCCAUGGGGCAAAGGAGCUGUUCCUCUCGGACCAUUAUGAUGUCCAGAGCGCCCACACCAUUGAGGGCAAGUGCAUCGUUCACUCCUUCAAGAACUAUACCAAGCUUGAGAAUGUGGGUGCCGAGGACUAUUUCUGCCGCUUUGAGUACAAGGCUGCCACGGGCAGCUUCACCCCUGACAGAGUUGCUGUGUAUGUUGACUGCCGUCUUUCUUUAUCUUGCAUUAUUUUUAGCUCCCCUUCUUUCCCACUUUCUUUGUGGUUGUGAUAAACAUUACUUUUCUGACUUCCUCUGAAGGUAUUGCAAGUGCGAAAUGCCUUAUAACCCUGAUGACCUAAUGGUCCAGUGCGAGGGCUGCAAGGAUUGGUAAACUUUGUAGCUUUACUAUUUUAUUUUCUUCAUGGCUCUCUUAGCAGUCUGCAUCAUCCUCUCUGUUCUUUGGAACGUGAAGGUUUUUGAGUUUGUUUUACUUCUUGGUGGAAAAAAUGUUGGUAUUGAGCUCUUCAAUCUGAUACUUUGCCGCAGAGAUACAUAUUUCACGACUUGUUACUUUUUCCUUUAUCGUGAAUCCUCAUUGAAGAUUGUGCUUAUCUGUCCUUUAUUUGUUUCGAUUAUUCACAUUGGAUUAUGCUCUUCUUUUGUGAUAUGUAGAUCCUUGGUCUUGCUCUUUUAUCUCUGGCCUGCUUGAUGCUCUUAUGGCCCUUCUGAGUAGGAUCUCAUCAGUAGUAUUUAGGUUUUCAUCAGAGUUCUUCUACUUCUCAUGAGCUUGAUGCAGCAUUAGAUUAGGUAUCUAGUUUUUUUGGUUGGCAGAUGUCUUUGUUGAUUCCCAUUUGAUUUUUCGUUCGUUUGAGGAACCCACUUUUAUCCAUGCUGCUUCAUCCAAAUUAUCUCAUUUCUGUGUGCUGUUUCCUUGUUCAUUCUGGAAAAAUCUUUCAUUUUUAUUUUUAUUUUAGUUCAUGUCUCGCUAUAUUCAUUGAACUCUCAAAAUGUCUGAAGGGUAACUAUGCUUACCCAUUAGAGUGGGGAUCUGCAUUCCUUUAAGGCCUGCACAUUUGGGCUUUCAUUCUGCCAUGGUUAUUGUGUAGUGGAUUCAUAAUCACUGCAGCCUGCACGUGAAUCGGGCUCUUGUUUGCCUUACAGAGCGUCCUUCUUCAUAAGGGUUCUUAAUCAUGCUUUUAUUCUUCUGUUCUGCAUGUCAUAAUUCGUCCAAAAAGUUUGAGUUUUGUGACCGUAACUAUCAGAUGCAUACUGAUAGUAGUUCUACUGCUUCUUCUUCUCCCCCCUCCCCCCCCCUAAUUCUUAUGUGAUCAUUUCCUAUAUAAUUGCUUAGAGCAUUUCAUGAGUAACAUUCUGCGCACGCCAUCAGGUAUUGUUUAUCAAUUGUACCUGUGAGAUAGUAUUGAUAAUUUGAGGCGGUGUAAAUCAGGUAUUGUUUAUGGAAUAAGCAUUGAAAAUAUGAUUUCGGGCUUCGUCCAAUGAAUAAAUGCAUUCAAAUGCGAUGUAUUCUGCUUUAUUGCGCAGGACUACAUCAGGAAUUGUAGGAAUCUCUGCAGCCAACUAGCACCUUCAUUGCCUCAAAUAUUUCCCUGGCAGUGGCUUCUUUUACCCAAAACUUCUUGUUAAAAGGCUUAAGCAUCAAAGAUUCGUUGAAGUGUCAAUGUUUUAUUUUUUCUAAAUAUCUCUUUUUGAUGCACACCUUCCAGACAACAGGAAAGCUUUCAGAUCAAGUGUCAACUCUGUAGAGAACGUAAAAAAUGCUUUGGACAAUUUCAUGCAGAACUAUAGUCAACACUUUGUAAUCAGUUCCCUUGUUUCUUCGGCAUCUCACCUCUCAUAGGCUGUCUAGAGUACGGGGGAAAAUUGCCAUACAGUACUGCCAGUUCAUUAGUGUUUCGUCGUUGUGCCAUUGGUUUUGUUCUCAAGAAUACAUUUAACAGCCAGGCUAUUGUUGUUGCCAUAGCUGCAGAACCAAGUUCAUGACAUAUAAAAGCUCAUUAAUUCCUGGUUGCUCGGUCAGAAUAUAUUCGUGAAUCACUGAUGAACCCAGGAUUAUUCUUCACGUCAGACCCCGAAAAUUCCGUAUUUCGAUCCUAGAUAUGCAGGAUCUUCAACCCAGGAUUAUUUUUUCUCCGCUUAACUAGAAAUUUUUUGCCACUCCAUAUAAACCUUGUGAUUGGGGUUCCUCUCUUCCCCUCUCCUCCUCUCCCCUCAGUCUGUAUAUUGGCUAUUACUGCCUUUUGGUAAUAAAUCAUUUCGUCAGUAGAUCCCCCUUAGCGUAUCUCAUCGGCUGCGGUUUUCUCUUAUUCUUCUACCUUACUGUGGAAGUUAUUUUAUUUUUGGAGGCAUAAUCCAUCAAUGGCAUCUGAUUCUUUGCAAGUUCCAAAGUCUUUGGUGAAAAUUUCACCUGUAUGAUGUAGACUAUGAGCUUUUUGCAAUAUAUUUAGUAAUUUUCCUGAUUUUUUUUCCCCGUACAAUGUGUGAACUUUCUCAUCGAUUUUGCUCGUUGGCUAAAUGGCAGGUUCCAUCCCUCUUGCAUGGGCAUGACGAUUGAGCAAGCCAAGAAGUUGGAUCAGUUCCUGUGUUCCGAUUGCAGCGCCGAGGACGACUCCAAGAGAUCUCAGCCCUCGUUUCCUGUCUCCCCGCCCUCAGAGCCCAAGGUAAGCACGACACCAACUCCCCCCCCCCCCAAGGCGCGGUCUGGAGGACCAAAAUGGGCCGCUCAUUGCCUCGCAAAACUCCCGGUUUCUCUUCAAAGCUCUUCCCGAUCCUCUAGCAUUCAUUUGACCUCGAGACGAGCUCUGACGAUGCGAGCGUGUCCUCGAUACCCCUCAGGUCGAGCCGAAGCGUCGGAAGAGAUGA
Messenger RNA from Spirodela intermedia, 3296 nucleotides. The record is from the annotation of a GenBank genome assembly. NCBI's taxonomy places the organism in Eukaryota, Viridiplantae, Streptophyta, Magnoliopsida, Alismatales, Araceae.